Molecule: messenger RNA, 195 nt
Organism: Penicillium taxi
Lineage: Eukaryota; Fungi; Ascomycota; Eurotiomycetes; Eurotiales; Aspergillaceae
Exons: 1
Coding region: 1-195 (64 amino acids)
Source: RefSeq, a predicted model, not a curated record
AUGUCUACUACCACCAUCGCUAAGUUCCCAACAGAGACUGCUGAAAUAGCGAGUUUAUCCCCUACUGCUACUGCUGUUCAGGACUAUGCGAAGUCUCUCGGCGGUCCUCAAGACUUUCAACGCCCUAUUACGAAGCCUACCUUUCUUGCCGAAUCGAGGAAUCCUUCUCUUUUUCAAAUCAAGUCUAUUUGCUAA